Molecule: messenger RNA, 809 nt
Organism: Aspergillus sclerotioniger CBS 115572
Lineage: Eukaryota; Fungi; Ascomycota; Eurotiomycetes; Eurotiales; Aspergillaceae
Exons: 1
Coding region: 124-594 (156 amino acids)
Source: RefSeq, a predicted model, not a curated record
UGGAACAGAUCCCCAUGAGUGACAGAGAUAGAUAAGUUGGCGAUAAGUGAAAUUUUUUCCCUUGGACGUUGGCUUUUGCGGGGGCUGGGUUUUUUUAGGCUCGGCAGGACUUCCCAAGUGGGGAUGGCAACACGUUCACGCUCCCAUCGCCGUUCGCAUGCAUCGUCUCGCUCCCAAGUCAUGUCCAUCCACACUUUCUCCUCAUAUACCCAUUGCACUGCUACAAUGCCAAUUGCAGGUGCCACUUGCACUGCUACCAGACCCUUGACGCAUUCCAACCGUCGUACCGGACACAAUCCCUUCAUAAUGGUUACACCAUCUUUUUCCUCUGCUUUUGUACUGUCAGCUGCAACUAUCAAUCGGCUGGCUGCACUAAAGUAUCCGUCAGGUCGUGAUAGCUGGCAUGAAAUCCGAUCCGAGAACAUCUUGAUUCUUCCGUCAUCAUUCCCAAUCCGGCAGGUCUAUGCGGAGGCGAUAAGUCUGUCCGGGGCAUUGAUUGUCGAUCGAUCCGAACCAUUAUCGCACCCCGUGAUUAGCCCAAGAUACAGGAUGUGGCGAUUUUGGAAGAUCCUGGCUUUUGAUAGUGUUUACUGAGGAUGGUCUCAUCACUGCAGCCCCUCGCCCCCAGAGUCCAGCAUCACGCCCAGAAAUGCAAGGGCGAGAGACAGUUACAGCUCAGCCUGGCGUUCUGUGCAGCGGACUAACCCAAACCUUGUCUCAGCCGACAUCCGAUCCAAGGCAGGGACGGAAUGCGGGGUCAGCAGCCGGCGGCUGGCUGCCGAUCGAAGUGUCAUACAUUGGAUGGAUAG